Molecule: messenger RNA, 1831 nt
Organism: Ilex paraguariensis (yerba mate)
Lineage: Eukaryota; Viridiplantae; Streptophyta; Magnoliopsida; Aquifoliales; Aquifoliaceae
Source: the annotation of a GenBank genome assembly
AAGAUACUAUGGUUACUGUUCAUAGCGGGUUGGUAUUACGACCUCAAAAAAUAAUACUGACUAUAAAAUACCAAACAAACAACAUAUAAGAUGAGUCUUACGUACUAUUUUUCUAAUAUCACCUCCUUAUACCACUCGAAUCAACGUCCCUUAUUGUUUUGUUGGCCCAUUCCAAACGAUAUGUAUCAAAAAGUCACUUUUCCCUAAGUCAAUAUUGAGGUGUGCAUUAGAAGAUGACUUCUGGGCCCCAAAUAAUAAUUUAAACAGCGACUACACAAGAUAUAUAUCACCAAUGAAUCCCCUUUCGACGUAAUCACGUAAUCACGAUGGUUCUUUGUAUCUUCCUUUCUUUCUUUUUUUGGGUAAAUUGUAUUUUACCCAACUGUAGUUUAACCAUUUUGCGCUUCACCCCCUUAUAGUUUAAAAAUCAGCAUUUUCUUCUUUUACACUUCAAUCACGGAAUCACAUCAUAAUUGCAACUGUUAGUUUUUCCAUUCAAAUUAACGGAAAUUGUAGUACACGCACCAAUAUCAAACUUUGAAGUCAAAAUUAAAUUAAAAUAUCAAAAGACAACUGUAACCUUAUAAAGUUUAUCUAAACACAAAAAUAAACAUCUCCUUCAAACAGUCAACAUCUUGUCCCUCUUGCUUGAUUUGUUUUCAACUAAGACUUUUCGAAAUGGAAAUGGGGGCGGCAGCAUGGAAGAAAUGGUGAUUAUGUGAUUCAGUGAUUGUAGCGUAAAAGAAGAAAAUGACAGGGAAGAGAAGAUAAAGCUUGUUCAGAUGACAUAGAGGGGAUAAUGGUCUUUUCUCCAUCGCCGUUGACAGUGUUAGUAGUGCAGUUUAGUCCAAAAUCAUACAGGGGUUAUGUGCUGAUUUUUGAACCACAGGAGGGUGAAGUGCAAAAUGGCCAAACCACAACGGGGUAAGAUGGAUUUUACUCUUUUGCCUUUUCUGGCCAGUGGUCUUUGUAUCUUCUCAAAGCUCUAUAAAAGGUGGACAUGGCUCUCAAAAUCACACCAUUCCCUCUCAAAACCAAACCUCUCAAUAACUUCUUAGUUCUCUCUCUCUCUCUCUCUCUCUCUCUCUCUCUCUGUGUUGCUAUAGGGUUUUGGUUCAUCAAAUCCAGGAAACUAAGAGGAUGAAGCAAAAGGUGGUGAUUAGCGUGUCAAUGAAUGGCCAGAAAUCUCGUUCCAAGGCCAUGAAGAUCGCCGUUGGUGUCUCAGGGGUAGAGUCUGCAGCCUUAAAGGGGCAGGAAAAGAACCAGAUAGAGGUGGUCGGAGAAAGUAUUGACGCGGUGGUGCUCACCUCGUUGCUGCGGAAGAACGUUGGCUCCGCGGACCUGGUUAGCGUUAGCGCGGUGGGUGGUGAACCAAAUAAAGAGACCCCCGCGAAAAAGAACGAGGCCACGCCACAGCCUCCGGCUUGGUAUUGGCAGUACCCUCCUGUGCCCCAGUACCAAAUUUAUCAGACUGACCCAACCUGCACCAUUAUGUGACUUCACAAGUUGGGUGUUGAUCGGAAGUGGUUGUACGGAGAGGGAGUUUAUCGAUUCUCUGCUGCCAUGCCGAUGCCAGUGGCUGAGGCUCAGUACUGUUAGUUUUGGAAGUCCAUAACUUGCUACUUAGCUCUACUCGGUGUUGUUGAAGUAUGCAACUCUUAGCAUUCGUUUUGGAAUAAUACUAUAGCUGUAAAGAUGUUCCAAUAUAAAUAGAAAGAGAAAAGAGGUUUAAUUUGGAAAUCUCAAUUCAGCAUUGAAUGAAGUUUUGUAUUAAUCCAAAGAUCCGAUCUUACAAUUAAGAUCUUCAAUUAGGUUACAAGUAAUGUUAAUA